This is a messenger RNA of Lonchura striata (white-rumped munia), 7148 nucleotides long. RefSeq names its product ArfGAP with GTPase domain, ankyrin repeat and PH domain 1 (gene AGAP1). Gene Ontology annotation, biological process: activation of GTPase activity. Gene Ontology annotation, molecular function: GTP binding; GTPase activator activity; protein binding. The record is from RefSeq and is a predicted model, not a curated record. Lineage: Eukaryota; Metazoa; Chordata; Aves; Passeriformes; Estrildidae.
AUUUCAUUUUUUGUUUUUUUUUAACCGGGUUGCAGUGGAUUGUGGCUCUGCGUUUCCAGCCACCCGCGUCUCUCCCUUUAUCCAUCCAUCCAUCCAUCCAUCCAUCCAUCCAUCCAUCUCGACGCCGAUGCCCGUGGUGCCCGCCGCUGCCUGAAGGCAGAGCCAUCAUGUACCUCCUGGACAGCAGCGAGCCGCCGGCCGCCGCCUCCUCCCCCGAGAGGAUGCAGCGGGGCACUCCGCAGAGGAAGACCGUGUACCGCAUCUCCGUGACCAUGGUGAAGAAGGAGCUGCUGGGGCCGGAGAGCGGCCGCGCCGGCCCCGAGCUGCCCCGGCGCGGGCGGAGCCGCCCGCCGGGCUCCUCCAGCCUCACCAGGGCCGGGCUGCUGCUGCUGGAGGAGGAGGAGGGCGAGGAGGAGGGCGAGGAGCGGGACAGGGUCCCCAGCCCCUGCGGCUUCCGCACCUUCCGGACGCUGAGCACGGGGCAGCUGGAGCUGGGCCGCCUCAAGGUGCCGAGGAGAGCGGGGCCGCCCGUGCCCGGGGCGCCGCGGGGCAGCGCCGGACCCGGAGAAGCCGCGGCGGCCGCAGCCGCAUCCCCGCCCGGGGAGCAGGGGGGCAAGGACGGUGGGCCCGGCGAGCCGGCCCCGGCGGAGCGGGGCCAGAGCCCGCGGCGGCAGUCGGGGCUGCUGCGGCGGAGCUUCAGCUUCAGGCACUGGAGCGGCGGCGGCAGCGCGGAGCCGGCCCGGGUGCGGCGGCACAGCAGCUCCGGCUGCCUGCCCGGGCCGCCGCCGCCCUCGCCGCCCGCCGCGCUGCCCGCGGAGCCCCCCGAGAAGCGCAACACGCUGGACGUGGGCGAGGUGCUGAGCCAGGCGGACCCGCUGUCCCGGCUGGAGCGCUGGGAGCGCAGCAAGAGCAAGAACCGGACCCUGGAUAACAGCGACCUGCAGCGGCUCUCGGAGCGGCUGGGCCGGGAGGGCCCCGCCGCCGGUACCGAGCACCGGCUCCUGCGCUUCUUCAGCGGCAUCUUCGCCCGCAGGGACGGCCCCGCCGCCCUCUUCGGCAGCCCCCACGGGCGCUCCCCCCGCAGCAGCUUCUCCAGGUCCAGGGCUUAUUUUAGCAGCCUCAGGAGAGCCGCCGUGGACACGCAGUCCAGCUCCGAGAGCAUCAACGGGUCCCCCCAUAAAGAUGCCUUUGUAAAUAGCCAGGAAUGGACACUGAGCCGAUCUGUACCCGAGCUGAAAGUGGGGAUCGUGGGUAACCUGGCGAGUGGGAAGUCGGCGCUGGUGCAUCGCUACCUGACCGGCACCUAUGUGCAGGAGGAGUCACCUGAAGAUAUGGAUGCAGGUGGGAGAUUCAAGAAGGAGAUAGUGGUUGAUGGACAGAGCUACCUGCUGCUGAUCAGAGAUGAAGGAGGCCCUCCAGAGGCACAGUUUGCCAUGUGGGUAGAUGCUGUUAUCUUUGUGUUCAGCUUGGAGGAUGAAGUCAGCUUCCAGACUGUGUACCACUACUACAGCCGCAUGGCCAGCUAUCGAAACACUAGUGAGAUCCCCAUGGUCCUGGUGGGCACCCAGGAUGCCAUCAGCUCCACCAACCCCCGUGUCAUCGAUGAUGCCAGAGCCAGGAAGUUGUCCAAUGACCUCAAGAGAUGUACUUACUACGAGACCUGCGCGACCUACGGGCUCAACGUGGAGAGAGUCUUCCAUGACGUUGCCCAGAAGAUCGUUUCCACCAAGAAGAAGCAGCAGCUCUCAAUCGGACCCUGCAAAUCUCUGCCCAACUCUCCGAGCCACUCCUCCGUGUGUUCUGCCCAGGUUUCUGCCAUACAUAUCAGCCAGACCAGUAAUGGAGGAGGGAGUUUAAGUGAUUAUUCCUCCUCUGUCCCAUCAACUCCAAGCACCAGCCAGAAGGAGCUGCGGAUUGAUGUUCCUCCCACUGCCAACACACCAACUCCUGUCCGUAAACAGUCCAAGCGCCGAUCCAACCUCUUCACGUCUCGGAAAGGGAGUGACCCAGACAAAGAGAAGAAGGUCCUGGAGAGCAGAACAGACAGCAUUGGAAGCGGCCGUGCAAUCCCAAUUAAACAGGGGAUGCUGCUAAAGCGGAGUGGCAAGUCCCUGAACAAGGAGUGGAAGAAGAAAUAUGUGACACUGUGUGACAACGGCGUGCUGACCUACCAUCCCAGCCUGCAUGAUUACAUGCAGAACGUUCACGGGAAAGAGAUCGAUUUGCUGAGAACCACUGUGAAGGUCCCUGGGAAGAGGCCACCCCGAGCCACAUCAGCCUGUGCCCCCAUCUCCAGCCCCAAAACCAACGGCCUCUCCAAAGACAUGAGCAGUUUACACAUCUCGCCAAAUUCAGGGAACGUGACUGCUAGCACAUCUGUGUCUCAGAUGGCCAGUGGGAUCAGUCUGGUGUCCUUCAACAGCCGCCCGGACGGUUUGCACCAGCGCUCCUACUCGGUCUCCAGUGCAGAUCAGUGGAGCGAGGCCACAGUCAUUGCCAACUCUGGCAUUAGCAGUGACACGGGCCUGGGAGAUUCAGUGUGCUCCAGCCCCAGCAUAUCCAGUACCACCAGCCCCAAACUGGACCCCCCUCCUUCCCCCCACGCCAACAGAAAGAAGCACCGCCGGAAGAAAAGCACAAGCAACUUCAAAGCUGAUGGCAUCUCGGGCACGGCUGAGGCCAAACGCAAAGCUUGGAAACUAAACCGUGUUGGUAGCCUGCGAAAUAUUUACAGCAGCAGCAGCACCAACACCGAAGAACAAGAAGAAAACUUUGAGUUUAUCAUCGUUUCUCUCACGGGCCAGACUUGGCACUUUGAAGCAACCACGUACGAAGAGAGGGACGCGUGGGUCCAAGCCAUAGAGAGCCAGAUCCUGGCCAGUUUACAGUCCUGUGAGAGCAGCAAGAACAAGUCGCGCCUGACAAGUCAGAAUGAGGCCAUGGCCCUGCAGUCCAUCAGGAACAUCAGAGGCAAUUCCCACUGCGUGGACUGCGAGGCACAGAACCCCGACUGGGCCAGCCUGAACCUGGGAGCCCUCAUCUGCAUCGAAUGCUCAGGUAUCCACCGCAACCUCGGCACACACCUGUCCCGGGUGCGCUCCCUGGACCUGGACGAUUGGCCCAUCGAGCUCAUCAAGGUCAUGUCAGCCAUUGGCAACGAGCUGGCCAACAGCGUGUGGGAGGAGAACAGCCAAGGCCACGUGAAGCCUUCCUCAGACUCCACCAGGGAAGAAAAAGAGCUCUGGAUACGCGCCAAGUACGAGCAGAAGCUCUUCCUCACCCCACUGCAGUGCCUGGAGCUCUCUCUGGGCCAGCAUCUCCUGAGGGCCACGGCCGAGGAGGACUUGCGGACGGUGAUCCUGCUGCUGGCCCACGGCACGCGGGAGGAGGUGAACGAGACCUGCGGGGACGGGGACGGGCGCACCGCCCUGCACCUGGCGUGCCGCAAGGGGAACGUGGUGCUGGUGCAGCUCCUCAUCUGGUACGGCGUGGACGUGAUGGCGCGUGACGCCCACGGGAACACGGCGCUGGCCUACGCCCGCCAGGCCUCCAGCCAGGAGUGCAUCGACGUGCUGCUGCAGUACGGCUGCCCCGACGAGCGCUUCGCCCUCAUGGCCACCCCAAACUUGUCCAGGAAGAACAACAACCGCAACAACGGCGGCGGGAGGAUGCCCACCAUCAUCUGAGGGGAGCGAGCUGGCGCGUUCGCUGACCCCGGUCACGUCCGCAGCCUCACAUUCCUCCAUCCCCAUCGCAGCGCCGCUCUGUGAGUCCGGUACCUCUCCUCCUCCCUUUUCCCCCCGGUCCAUCCCGAGCGCCAGGCGGGGCGCGGGGGCCGAGAGGAGCGCGGGGGCCGCGGGCAGGCCGGCGUCUCCGUGCACGGCGCGCGCGGCGCCGGCGCCGCCCCGGGACACGGCACCGCCAGGGACGGGCCGGGGAGAGGCCAGCCGGAGCAGAAGGAAGGAAGGAAGGAGAGACGGUGACUUUCCCUAAGUGACAGUGAAGCACAUCAGAACAUUUCACCUCUACGGAAUGCGGCGACGCCUGGAUUUCCAUUCUCUUCUCCUGAAGAGCUUGACGGCAUAAAUCAGAAGCAAGCACAGAGUUUGUCAGGUUUGAAGCUCCUAUGAUGGUAUGUGUCAAAUCAGUUGUAGCUAAUCUGUCCGGGGAGAAUACUGGCUUCAUUACACUUGUAUAGUUGAGUUCUUCCAGCAUUACUGCUGUUUAAUAGAACAUGAUUAGUCAUCACGGAGAAAAAAGCAUAUUAGCUGAGGAGGUAGUUACAUGGCACGCUUCGGUGAUUGCUUGGAUGUGAUUGCAAUAUUCUUAGAAGCAUCAUAUUAUCUCAGACAUGUUCUUUCGAGCCCUUGGAGCCCUCCUUUCUAAAUUCACUGUCAUAAUUUAGUAUCUGUUUAAUUUUUCAGUCCAAAGAGAGGAAAUGAGUUGCUGAGUGUUAUUUGACUGCAGUCUCCUUGGUGUAAAAACAAAAUGGAAAAAAUAAAUAAGAGUAAGCCUGAAACACAAAAAGGAAUAAUGAAUACCACUAUGGAAAACAACAUUUCAAGUACGUUUGGUGAAAUUAAUAAAUGCAUUAAAGGCUAAUUUUUUUUUUUUUUUCGUUAUGUUUUCAGCCAGCUGAAAUACAUUCUGUCAUUUUGCCAAGGUAAAUUGUGUUGAGUUUUUGGUCACUCCUGUGAUGCAUUGCCUAACUUAUACAGAUUUUUGUAUUGUGUCUCUAGAUUCUAUGUAUUUAAAAUCUAUUUGAAUAAAAAAAAGACCGUAAAUAUACAUUGAUUUUUUUUUUUGUACAGAAAAUGACAUCUCUGUUAAUUUAUAAACUGUAAUGGAUGUGAGCUAAAUAAUGUGCAACUAGUUAGGAUCUGUGGGUUACAGAUCAUUAUUGUACAUUGAUAACAUUCCCAGCAGUGAACUCUUCUUUCCAAAGCCUGUGAGGAACAACAUAUCAGAAGGAGAUCAGGGAAGGAACAAAAGCCUGUGAGACCUUUCAGAAAGGAGAAAAGAGGCCGUUCCUCAGCACUGUAAAUAUAUUUUACUCCAGAAGUCAGGAAGCUUUCAUAAGCCAAGACAAAAAGGCCCAUUCUGGCUGGGGGAAGAUCAGAUUUGAUUAAGUUCAGAAUUGAUAGCCUUCACCGCGGCGGGCAGGGCACGGCUGCGCUCCCUCCCAGCCCGGCUGCUUUCGGCAAGAAAAAUGGCUUGUGGAAGUGGCCUGGACAGUUCAUUUCAAUUCCAAGUUUCAACACUUGAUUGGGUUAGUUUGGUCUUACAUCCCAGCUUCUCCUGCUUCCCACUAGCAGGAUUCUGGCGUGGGGAAGCAGAGGUUUUGGCAGGCAGAAAAGUUGAUUUUUUUGGGUUUUUGUUUUGUUUUGUUUUGUGUUUUGGGGUUUUUUUUAAUUUUUUUUAAUUUUUUUUUCUUUUCUUUUUUGAAGUGUCAUAUGGCAAUGUGAGGAUGGGGGCAUGGUUUAUCAUGGAGAAAGUUGAAAACUCAACUGAAUUCAAUGGCAAAGGAGCAAUUAUGUGAAGGCAGUGAGGUGCACACAGCAGAGUGAUUUGCAGAUCGACCUGCUCCUGUGUAUUUCCCAGACCUUCAGUGGUGCUCUUCCUCGGGGCUCUGGCUUUCAUCCAGCACACAAAUGGGAGGAGCAGUUGCUAAAUAAACUGAAUGUGGACAAAAUGUGAAGGAAGAAAUCCGAUGUGGUUAUCUUAAGGAAAAGCAAAAAAAUGAGACAUUACGGAUUUGAGGCAAAAUUGUGGCUGAAAAACGAGCCUUGAUAUGGAAGCACAGGAAUAUUGACCAGCUUCUCCUCUUUGAUGGUGUUGUCCUUUCCUACUUUGUUGUUUUCUAGACCUUUGAGUAUCUGGGGGGUGGGAAUCUUUCUCCAGCCAGCCUAGGCUGACUGCACCAGACACAUCCCUUCCCACUGGGAUACUUCUAAAUAUUUGAUUUUUUUUUUUUUAAUUAAGAAAAGGUGUCUGUUUGAACUGCCAUUUCUCCACCAUUCCUGACAUUUGGUACUUACAGGUGGUCCCUCAGGGAGGGGAUAGCCCAGCUGAUGUGCAGCUGAAGGGGAUGCUGUGAAACCCCCUCUGUGUGCUGGUGCUCAGGAGCUUUGCCACAGCAGGGAUUCAGGAAUGGCAAUCCCAGAGGUGCUAGAGCUCCCUCCUGUUCCCCCCAGGAGCAUCCAGGGCAUUUGUAUCCCAAAAACCAAGUCCAGUGUUUCAAACCCACAGUGGGCAGGGUUCAAAGUGCACAUUCCGUUUCAGAGCUGGGGUUUUUUUCUUGAUUGAGAUGAUUUUCUGUACAUUGUUUAAUGCUCUCUUUGGGCCACCUUCCUAUAACAAGGCUGGGGGUGAUAUUUUGAGAAACAAGGGCAGCCAGGCAGAUUGCAGGUAGACAAAUUUCGUGGUCCUUUCCUAAAAGUCUUCUGAUGGCAGCCCUUGAAAAAGCACAGAACAUUUUUAGGAGAGGAAAUUCCAGUGUAUUGCAGGAAAAAUUAUGCAUCCAGACAAGCCAAGUGGUACUUUAAUUAAGUGGUUACACAGUCCCAGCAGAAACCCAGCAGCCAAAGCUGUUUUCUCUAAACGGAGUCUGCAGCAGUGGUUGUCAUUGCACCCGCCCCAGUCCUUCCCCUCAUCCCAGAUACCUUGAAAUCCCCCUUCCUCUGCACUUUAUCCACGACUAAAACACUAGAAGCCACUCAGCCAUUGGUGUUUCCAUAUUUCCUCCUCUCCUUGGCUAAUUGCUGUGGAAUUCAGUUGGAUGUGUCACAGCUGAACCUGGAUAUUGCCGGGGACAGUUGACUUCUUGUUCUUCAUGAAGAAGAAAGACCCAACCUUGGGAAAAUGCAGGGCCCUCCCCUAAAUGAAGAUUUGACCAAGUGCUCCCAUCACCAGAUUUCCAAUUCUGAUGGUUAGGAAAAGGAGCAGGAAAAAAAAUUCUAAAAAGCUUGGAGAACCUUGGUGCUGCUUGGAGAACCAGGUGAGCUCCUGGAAGGUGGAGAGGAUUUUGAAGCAUCUGGGUGCAGUGUAAAAUAACCAUGUAAACAUUAACAUUGUGUAAUUCGCUGUCUUGUCCCCCUUCCCUUAAAUUAUUUGUGUUAGUGCAAGAAAAAUAAAAAGCUUUAGCUGCA